AUGGAGCGAGUACAGGUGUCCCAUUUACCGAUCUAUGCUAUUCCCUUUUUCGUUGCAUGCCCUCCAUCUUUAGUGAAAGCCGUGACGCUGAAGAUGAAAGGGAAGGUCUCGAUGGAUAGUUUAGAUGCAAAAGUUUGGAAGAAAAAUGGAGGCCCCUUAGAAGAUAUUGUACAAACAGAAAAUUUCAGUGAGCCUAUGAAUGAUUCUAGAUGGUUGCAAGAAAGCAUGAGUACAGAAGUUACCCACGAAGCUCUACCAGUCGACCAGGGCUUUAGCACGGCCCAUGAUGAAAAGGCCCUAUCAACUUCUAGGCCAUAUGAAUACUUGUCUGGCGAGGUGUUCCUUCCAAUAAAUGUUACAAAUACACAUUGGUACCUUGCUGUUAUAAACGCCGACAAACGUGAGGUUCAGCGAGGUGGAUUGCGAAAACAGAUAGAUUUUGUAUUGGAGGAUACAUGCCCGAAUGAGCACAAAUGUCUAGAUGUUGAGAUUGAUACCUGGCCGAUUAGGGAGAUUUUCCGCGGCAAAUUAUUACAAACAGAUGGUUUUUCAUGCGGUUUAUUCUUAAUAAACUUUAUGGAGUAUUGGACUGGGAACGAUUUGUCAGACAAGUUCAAUCAGGAUGAUAUGAAAGAAUUUAGAUUGAAGCUUGCAGCGAUCUUGUUAUCGUCAGAGUUAAACAAACGAAAGGGUGCUCCAUAUCUUGAUAGGGAUGAAAAUAUUGGAAGCCCAAGCGACUGUGCCAUAAUAGAGAAUUCAAAGAUGGCUGAUCAAGUGUCCACGAAAAAAAGAAAAUAUUAUGAGGAGACCGAAUGCUUAGUGGUUCAAACGGGCACUCCUCAACAUAUACAAACUCACCACAAGUCCAUGCCAACCAAGACCCUGAUGAGUUUUGAGCAUUUGAGGCCAUGA
This is a messenger RNA of Miscanthus lutarioriparius, 912 nucleotides long. NCBI's taxonomy places the organism in Eukaryota, Viridiplantae, Streptophyta, Magnoliopsida, Poales, Poaceae. The record is from the annotation of a GenBank genome assembly.